CUUACGAAGACGUCAAGUGUCCAUCAAUGAGACGGAGGUGAAAAACUUGAGAUCUCAAAAGCUUCUACCCAGCAAUCAUGUUGAUCCAUUGGUAUCGCCGCAUUGUGAUUCUGAGGUCUUAAGGACAAAUGUGGGCCUGUCAAAUAGUGAAGAGAACAGGAAGCGGAGACGAAAGCCGAAAGAUUUCGGCGCAGACUGGAUUAUACCGGGGAAUCCCAGAAAACGCGUCAAGUCAGACUGUAUCAGAGUCAAUGAUAAUAAUGAUCUGGCAGGAAGACUGGAAGGUGAUGAAAUUGUGGGCCUGUCAAAUAGUGAAGAGAACAGGAAGCGGAGACGAAAGCCGAAAGAUUUCGGCGCAGACUGGAUUAUACCGGGGAAUCCCAGAAAACGCGUCAAGUCAGACUGUAUCAGAGUCAAUGAUAAUAAUGAUCUGGCAGGAAGACUGAAAGGUGAUGAAAUUGUCAGACCUAAUGACAUUAAUGAAGAGACAGCAAGGCAACUCCCCCCCACAGAUGAAAUUAACCGUGGAGGAAAAUCUUUGGGUCGCACCACAGAAGACCUAUUUGACGAGGUCCCUAACCAAGAUUCUAUGCGUUUACCUGAGCCAUUGAAUACGCACAGAAUUACCAAUGGGCUGUCAUCACCGACGCCAUCGGAAGGUUCGUUGCAUUCAGUGUGUCGUCAGCUGCGUAUUGCAACUCCAAGAUCAUCAGUGUUCGAAGGAUGGACUAUUAUUCUUACUGGUGGUGGUGGUGCUAGAAGUAAUAAUAGUUCAACGGCGGAUUCCGUUGAUGUCAGUCUUAUAGAACAAUUGGUACUUGCUUGUGGUGGAGAAAUUGCGGUGGAGAUAACACCGUCUUUUCUCGAUAGACAACGACAGCAAAAUCGGCAUAUAGCCUUAGUUUCAACAGAAUGCUGUCGUACAACAGUAUACUUGCAAGCGCUUGCCACGCUGGGCAGUAUCCCAAUACUCCGCACUGAAUGGCUUCUGGAUGCAUGUCGAGAAGAUGUGAUGACAUCAAGUGAAGAGUGUCGUAAUUGGCCUCUCCACUUAUUGCUCACAUAUCCUGGGCGCUAUGAAUUGCCCAGGGGAUUCAUAUCUGGAUCCUUGGAACCAGUUAGUUGGUCGUCUAUUUCUGUUCGCUAUCGUUCAUCUGCAUACGCAACAACUCCGCCUCCGUCUCCUUCAUUGUUUGCUUUAUGUGAAAAAUGGGCAAGCAGAGAAAUCACUUUUUCCCUAGGUGCAAUAGUUACCAAUGAUGGAGAAGUUUUUGGAUCCACUUGGUUAAAUAUUCUAUCGAUUGCAUGUGGAUUGGUUCAUGAAACAGCAGAAGGUGUUAGUUGUUCGUCGCCUAGUCGAAUUCCAAUAAUCCCUGUAUCUGAGGCAGGCGGACAGCUUUCAAUGAUGUUUCCGAUAACCAGAUGUAAUUAUGGAUGUCAAUAUGUUGAAAAAAAAGUAAAUUUUGUUCUAGUCGACGAAACCGAUGUCACUCUAUCGGAGUUGGCAUACAUGCGAACAUUACCUGUCGUACUCGUCACAUCCGAGUAUUUCAUUCAGUCAUUAAUCCGUGGAUAUUUAGAAAAUCCAAAGUCUUCAUCAUGUUUCUCACCGAAUGCUCAUAGACACGAAGUUUGAAU
Trichobilharzia szidati is the source of this 1638-nucleotide messenger RNA. NCBI's taxonomy places the organism in Eukaryota, Metazoa, Platyhelminthes, Trematoda, Strigeidida, Schistosomatidae. The record is from the annotation of a GenBank genome assembly.